AUGAGCGACAUUCAUAUGGGCACAGCUUCGGGGGCGUCGGCUGGCGCGCCGCCUUCCAUUGCCGAGACGGACACCCCCUCCCUCGCCGCUCUCCUCGCUCAAGUCCCGGAAGCAGGCGUCGCUGAGUGGGUCCAAAACCUGCCCAUAGUAGACUUCGUUUCGUUCGCCGCCGCCGUCACCGUUCAGCUUGAGGGAAUGGCGACCAAUCUCGACGGUAUGUCCGCAGACAUGCCCGGCGUAUCUGCCGACGUCGAGAGGGGCGUCGACGCGACGGCCCAACUCAAGGCUAGCCAGGAGGAGUUGAAGCAGAAGAUAGACCGGCUGGUGGUGAAGGUGACGAACGCGCUCCGCUCCUACAGCGCCGCGUAUGAACAUGGCUUCCAGACUCUGCAACAGUUGAUGAAAGAACGGAAGGAGCAGGCCGAGAAGCAGGCCGCCAAUGUCACGGAGACCAUCCGGGCUACAAUCGCCCACGGGGUGGCCGCGGGUAUAGCCGAGCAGAACGCGCGGCAAAGUGCCGCGGCCCAGGCCGCCGUCCGCCAGGUCCUGGAGGGGCCAGAAGUUCGCCAGGCCAUGGAAGCCGCUGCUCAACGGGCAGUGGAUCGCGUGGUGCAGGCCGCUGGCCAGCGUUAA
Peniophora sp. CBMAI 1063 is the source of this 633-nucleotide messenger RNA. Lineage: Eukaryota; Fungi; Basidiomycota; Agaricomycetes; Russulales; Peniophoraceae. The record is from the annotation of a GenBank genome assembly.